GGGGAUUUACAGCCGAGGGAGCUGCACUGGUGCUGACUUUAUUUAUUUGGAACCCCAGCAUGCCGAUUUGACCUCAGAAAAUGGAUCUACGAGUAGCGAGUAUUCUUCUUCUGCUGGUGGCCCUGGCCGCCGGCCAUGGCAAAAGAUACGUGGUGAAGAAAGUCAUGGAGGCUCCGUACGCCGUGAAAGGUCAUGUGGUUUCUGUAGCUGGAGAACCAGGUUCCCCAGGUGAGCCAGGCCCAGAGGGACCCCCUGGACCUCCUGGCCCUCCUGGAGAGAACGGUGAAGGACUGCAAGGACCAGAGGGACCUCCUGGACCACCCGGACCUGCCGGCUACUCUGCACCUGGAAAGCCAGGUACUCCAGGUGGACCAGGCAAAUCAGGUGCACCUGGAGCACCUGGACUUAAAGGAGAUGGGGGCGCAUCUGGUCCUCAGGGACCUAGGGGUGCACCUGGGCCUUCUGGCAGCCCCGGGCCUGCUGGUAUUUCCGCUCCCGGCAAACCUGGACCAGCAGGUAUGCCCGGAGGUAUGGGACCAAGGGGAGAGCCAGGUAUUAAGGGACAUCCAGGUAUUCCUGGUCAGCCAGGACAGAAUGGAGAGAGAGGUAUUGGUUUUCACGGGCCUCAAGGUGAGAGGGGAGAAACUGGACCUAUGGGACCUGUAGGAGCACCCGGUGAGCCUGGUGUUGGUAAACCCGGUAAGCCUGGAUACCCAGGUGAGCCAGGUAAGGGAGGUGCAUCUGGCCGUGAUGGACAACCAGGUCCUAUGGGUCCCAGUGGACCAAAAGGCCAUACUGGUGCCCCUGGAAUUGGAAUGCCAGGUAAACCAGGUGAAAAUGGUGCCCCAGGUCAGCCAGGUUCUGCCGGUUUCAAAGGUCCACAGGGAGCAGCUGGAGCACCUGGUGCUCCUGGUAGCCCAGGCUAUGGUAAGCCAGGUGCUGCUGGUCUUAAGGGUGAGACAGGCCCAGCGGGUAGCCCAGGUGCAGCAGGGCCAAAAGGUGAGCCAGGUUCAAGGGGACCUACAGGAUAUACAGGAGCAACUGGUCCUGCAGGCCCAGCUGGCCCUCAGGGUCCAAGAGGUUUCCCAGGUGAGAGGGGAGCUGCAGGUGAAAAGGGGGAAUCAGGUCCAGUGGGACCUCAGGGCUUUAAGGGACAUAAGGGAGAUCAGGGUGCACAAGGUGGUGAUGGCAAGCCAGGCUACCCAGGUGCAACAGGCCAACCAGGUUCAAGAGGACCAACUGGUGCUACAGGUCCCAAAGGAGAAACUGGCGAAACAGGUGCCACUGGUGCUCCAGGAGCAACCGGACCUGUUGGCCCCAAGGGUCACACAGGACACACUGGACCAGCUGGUGAGACAGGGUCUGCAGGUGCCCCAGGGGCAAGAGGACCAGCUGGUCCUUCUGGUGCACCAGGUGCACCUGGGCAUAAGGGACACCCUGGUCUUCCUGGGUCACCUGGCCCAGCUGGUCUUGCUGCUAAGGGAGUUGCUGGACCUCAAGGUCCUCAUGGACUUCCCGGUGCUGAUGGUGCUCCCGGUGAAACUGGCCCAUCCGGUCCCCCAGGCCCACCCGGUCCUCCCGGUGAGGUUGUUUUUGCAAAGGCAGAGGAGACAUUCAAGGGGGAGCCAUCUUUCAUCAAGACCCCAAUGUCUGCCUUUACCGCCCUAACUACAUCACCCUACCCCCCAGCUGGUAGCCCUAUUAAGUUUGAGCAGAUUGUUUACAAUGCGGAGAAUCACUACGAUCCCGAGUCCGGCGUCUUCACCUGCCAGGUUCCUGGCGUCUAUUACUUCUCGUACAGCAUGCACGUGAACGGGGCUAACGCCUUGGUGGCACUCUAUAAGAACGAGGAGCCGAUUAUGUUCACCUACGAUGAGUACAACAAGGGCUUUCUGGACCAGAUGUCCGGCAGCGCUGUCCUUCAGCUCAACGAGCAGGACACCGUUUACCUUCAGAUCCCCGAUGACGAGGCUAACGGCAUCUUUGCCGCCGAUAACGUCCACUGCUCCUUCAGUGGCUUCCUGAUCGCCUCAACGUGAUAGGUCAGUAAAGUCGUACGCCAACUUCCGAACCCUCUUGCUAUUUCUCAACGAGAAAAAAAUUAGUUCAGUUAAUAAACAGGUUCUUCGGUUUUUGAGAAAUAGGAGCAUCUUGACUUGAAAUUUUACCAGACAGUAGGUGCUAAAGGAAGGACAUAACUUACGUAACAGGUUAUCAGGGCUUUGGUGGGGUGGACAAAUGGUGUGGAGUUCUGUGGUGUCCUGACCAUUUCUUGUGUCUUUUGUUAUAUUUUUCUGAUCUCAGAGGGUGACUUUUAUUUUGUCUGGUUUUCUGUUUUUUAAACCUUGUUAUUGGACUGUUUUUCCUCACAUUUCUGCAUCUGACUUGAAUAUCGUGAAAAGGUCAAAUCGAUCACGACAAAACGUUCAAAACAAAUCC
Molecule: messenger RNA, 2439 nt
Organism: Trichomycterus rosablanca
Lineage: Eukaryota; Metazoa; Chordata; Actinopteri; Siluriformes; Trichomycteridae
Gene: col10a1a
Product: collagen, type X, alpha 1a
Exons: 3
Coding region: 81-2039 (652 amino acids)
Molecular function (GO): protein binding
Source: RefSeq, a predicted model, not a curated record